Molecule: messenger RNA, 1484 nt
Organism: Talaromyces proteolyticus
Lineage: Eukaryota; Fungi; Ascomycota; Eurotiomycetes; Eurotiales; Trichocomaceae
Product: magnesium transporter
Exons: 8
Coding region: 250-1221 (323 amino acids)
Biological process (GO): magnesium ion transport
Cellular component (GO): membrane
Molecular function (GO): magnesium ion transmembrane transporter activity
Source: RefSeq, a predicted model, not a curated record
GUGACAACGUCCAGGGGCGCAAAUCCGCGGCUCGGGAUGAAUUGACAACUGACUAUUUUAUUUGUUUUCAUCUAUCCAUGAUCGCUGAGAAUAGGCGAUUUUUAAGAGGAAGUUUAAUUUCGAUUUAAGUUCCGAUUAUUUAUUCAAUCGGCUUUUAAAUAACGCUUCAAACGACUUGAAGAGGACUUUUGUUUUCAUGCACGCGACAGUGUUGUUUUGUGGGGCGGGUAACAGGCAGACAUAAGAGACAUGGAUGGAACACAUGACAAAUUUACUGGCAUGGCUUUGGCCAUGUUGUCGUCAGUCGCAAUUGGCUCGAGUUAUGUGAUUACCAAAAAAAGCUUAAUGCAAUCAUCUGAUCGCCAUGGAUUCGAUGGCUCUGGAUUUUCAUACGUCAAAAACCCGCUCUGGUGGUGUGGCACGAUUACUCUUGUUUCUGGCGAACUGAUGAAUACUGUUGCAUAUGCAUUUGCUCCGGCCGUGCUGGUCACGCCAUUGGGAGCACUGAGUGUUUUGAUAGGGGCCGUCCUCGGCGCAUACUUUCUUCAAGAGCGUUUAAACACCGUCGGACGUAUCGGCUGUGCAACUUGCCUUCUGGGAUCAAUACUUCUCGUGCUGCAUGCCCCUGCUGAUCCAGAGAUUGAGACAAUUACCGAGAUCUUCAAACUUGCCACGAAACCAUUUUUCCUAUUAUACCUCUUUUUUGUUGUUGUGUACACCCUCUACGCAGCCAUCCGUCUCGCUCCUAGCCACGGGAAAUCAAACCCUCUGGUUUACAUCAGCAUCUGUUCCCUGAUGGGAUCAAUCUCUGUGAUGUCUGUCAAGGCAUUCGGGAUUGCAGUCCGACUUACUGUCGAAGGAUCGAACCAAUUCGCAAAUGCGUCGACAUAUGUGUUUCUAAUUGCCCUUGUGGUUACGACUGUUUCUCAAACGCAUUAUCUGAAUAAAGCAAUGAGCCAUUUCCCCGCAUCCUUAGUGAACGCAAUUUUUUACGUUGGUUUCACAACAUGCACACUCUCUGCCUCAUUUAUCUUCUACCAAGGAAUAAACACUGACGACCCUACGAACAUUCUCUCCCUGAUUUGCGGGUUUCUGUUGGAUUUUAUGGGGGUGGCUAUCUUGACCUUGUCGAAGAAUGCAGAUUCACUGAAACUUGCUAAGUCAGGCUACAGGGCCGUCGGUCAAGCCGAUGAUGAUGUAGAGUUGGAGCGGACAGAUUGAUUGUAGAUAGAUUAUGUUAUGUUCGUAUUUUGUAUAUUACUACGACUUUUGACAUGGUGGUGUUUGAGUCUUGUUUCUGAGAGGAAAGAGGAUCUGGAAUCCGUGUUUGGAUAUACGUUUUUUCAAUGCUGUAUGAUUAGACAAGAGGGAGAAUGUAUGUAUGUCUAUAGAUAUCAAUAUUGGGGAUAAAUGGGGUAGGGCUUGAGGUAACCUGAAAUUACCAUGUUAAUAGUCAGUGCUCACUAAUGUGAUAUUAUCUAGCC